GUGGAGAAAAGCCUCCAGGGAGAGCUGUGCCGCCCUCCAACCUUCGCCCCUGCCCUCGACUUUUUCCCCACAGCUCAAAAUGGCCGCUGGUGUGGAUUUUGGCGAUCUAGAAUUAUUCGAGGCGUUUGACCCUCAAGAGGAGUCAACCCCGAAGCCAGUUCACACCCGCUUCAAGGACGACGACGACGAGGAGGAGGAGGACGCCGAAGAGAACGGGGUGGGGGACGCGGAGCUACAGGAGCAGCUUCGGCACUGUGAGGAAACCAUCAAGCAACUCCGCGCCGAGAAUCAAGAACUUAAAAGAAAAUUGAACAUUCUGACAAGACCCAGUGGCGUACUGGUGACCAAUACUAAGAUAGAUGGACCCUUAUUACAAAUUCUAUUUAUGAACAAUGCUAUUUCAAAACAAUACCACCAAGAAAUAGAGGAGUUUGUAUCAAAUUUAGUAAAGCGAUUUGAGGAGCAGCAAAAAAAUGAUGUGGAAAAGACUUCCUUCAGCCUUUUACCCCAGCCAUCCAGUGUUAUGUUGGAAGAGGACCAUAAAGUAGAAGAAUCAUGUGCCAUUAAAAGCAACAAGGAAGCUUUCAGUGUUGUAGGAAGUGUCCUGUAUUUUACUAAUUUUUGCCUUGAUAAAUUGGGGCAACCGCUACUAAAUGAAAACCCUCAGCUUACGGAAGGAUGGGAAAUACCCAAGUACCAGCAAGUCUUCAGCCACAUUGUUUCUCUAGAAGGGCAAGAAAUGCAAGUAAAGGCAAAAAGGCCAAGGCCUCAUUGUUUCAAUUGUGGUUCUGAAGAGCAUCAGAUGAAGGAGUGUCCAAUGCCUCGGAAUGCUGCUCGAAUAAGUGAAAAGAGAAAAGAGUAUAUGGAUGCCUGUGGUGAGGCAAAUAGUCAGAGUUUCCAGCAGCGGUACCAUGCAGAAGAAGUAGAGGAGAGAUUUGGACGAUUCAAGCCAGGAGUUAUUAGUGAAGAACUUCAGGAUGCACUGGGUGUGUCAGACAAGAGUCUUCCCCCUUUCAUCUACCGGAUGCGCCAGCUGGGCUACCCUCCAGGCUGGCUCAAGGAGGCUGAACUGGAGACUUCAGGGCUUGCACUGUAUGAUGGAAAUGUAGAUGAUGCUGAUGGAGAAACAGAAACUGGAGAAAUACAGAAUAAAAAUGUCACUUAUGAUCUGUCAAAAUUGGUAAACUAUCCUGGUUUUAAUAUAUCUACUCCCAGAGGUAUUCCAGAUGAAUGGAGAAUAUUCGGUUCCAUACCAAUGCAGGCAUGUCAACAGAAGGAUGUGUUCGCCAGUUACCUUACUUCUAACAUCCAGUCGCCGAGCAUGAAGUCUGGCAGCAAGCGAUCUUCUUCUCAGUCCAGCCCUAAUAGUCCAAAGAAGCAGAGGAAGGAAGGCAGCUCAGCAGCCUCCCCUGCUGACAUGGAAAUUGACUCAGAUACGGAGGUUCCACAUGGUUCUCAGAGCAGCAAAGCCUUUCAGUUUCAACCACCACUGCCUCCUGGCACACCUCCUCCGCUGCCACAGGGAACACCUCCACCCCUCUUUACUCCUCCACUCCCUAAGGGCACCCCACCACUGACUCCCAGUGACUCACCCCAAAUCCGACCCACAGCUUCAGCCAUGGACGAGGACACCCUGACGCUGGAGGAGCUUGAAGAGCAGCAGAGGCAGAUCUGGGCAGCUCUGCAGCAGGCCGAGGGAGGCAACAGCGACUCUGAUGUUCCUGUGGACACACCUGUAACUGGGAAUUCAGUUGCCUCCUCCCCUUGUCCAAAUGAGUUUGACCUCUCUGUUCCAGAAGGAAAGGCCCUGGAAAAGCCAGUGCUGACUGGCCCCCAGGGACCAACCACUUCUGCAGAAACAACUGGACCUGAGCCUCCCUCCAGCCCAGCGGCAGGGGCAGCAGUGCUCUGUCAGAAAGAAGAGGGAGAAGAUACAGAGGGGGACCCUGAAGAUGCUCUUGACAAUGGCAGUGUGUCGAACUGUGCCGUGAGGAAUGGAGGCAGCCAGAAGCUCCUUCAUCUGGGCACCCGCCCCUCAGCAGCUUCAAAAACCCACAGCCUGGUCCCUGACAUGAGCAAGUUUGCCGCUGGAAUAACACCCUUCGAAUUUGAGAACAUGGCAGAGUCCACUGGAAUGUACCUCAGGAUAAGAAGCCUGCUAAAGAAUUCACCCCGAAAUCAACAGAAGAACAAAAAGGCCUCUGAGUGAGCGCUUGCCGCCGUGUCGCCUUCUGCAGGACAGUCUGCAGCUCUGUGUUGUUUUAGUGGACUGAGAUGGCAAGUGAAAUCACUUCCCGUGUGCCCCUCCCACCUUUCAGAAUCUGUCCAUGGUUUUAUUGUGAUCUCAGCUCUAGCCUGUUUCACAGAAUGAAAGACUAGGCGUGAGUUUGCUGUUUUCCUCUCACUGACAACAGCCGAGGGGUGUGUUCAUGAGCUGCUUCAGAGGUGGUUGGUUCGGGUUGAGGAGUUGUGGAUCGUGAGUAUCUGUCCAGAGUGAAGGUUUUUUGUUUUUUUAUUUUUAAUGUCUUUUGUAAAUGUUUUCCCUUUCUACAUUUUGCUAUUAUCCUGUAUAUAGAAACUUAAUAUAUCACUUUUUAAAAGAAAUUCUAACAACUUUAAAUUCACAUUUCAGUUCCAACAACCAAAUGAGAACAAUCAGGGAUGAGCAGCUUUAUCCUGCUUGGGGUAUUUUUGUAAGAUUUUCAUGCAUGAAUUUUAAUAACACUUUUACUUUUUGUAAUUAUUUGAACCAGUAAAGGUGUGCUCACCUUUGUGUACAGAGGUUUAAUAAAUUAGUUUUCUUACACAUGAACCAAGACUUUGGGAGAUGUGACUCACAGUUAAAUUGUUCUUUUAAACUUAGAUGAAGAUGCCGGGCGGUGGUGGCGCACGCCUUUAAUCCCAGCACUUGGGAGGCAGAGGCAGGCGGAUCUCUGUGAGUUCGAGACCAGCCUGGUCUACAGAGCUAGUUCCAGGACAGGCUCCAAAACCACAGAGAAACCCUGUCUCGAAAAACCAAAAAAAAUAAAUAAAUAAAUAAACUUAGAUGAAAUUAUGUGUUUGCCAAGAAACUGCAUGCUUGGCUGCUUUAUAUAAGUGGACCCCAGCCUUACGUAUAAUAUAGAAACAAAAGUGUUUAUUUUGGAAUGGAGGUCAGUUAGCCUUUGUACAAGAUAAUAUUGUGCAUUCAAGCCGUAAGGUAAUAGACAGACACAAACUGAGUGUGACUGUCUACUACGCAAGCAGGAGCCGGAUCUGGUUCUCUCAGUGCUGUUGGUCAAGCUCAGGAACACUUGGAGAUCUUGAAUUACCACUCAUGUACUGUUGUUACUCUGCUCCCAGGCCAACAGAGGGCGAAAGGGAAUCAUUCUGGACUCAGUGUUCAUCUCUGAGAACUUGCAUAGUCCAGUUCACUGAUUUGUAAGCAGUAAAGGAAGGAUGCUCACAAGAAAGGGUGAAUGAGGCCAUGCUGGAAUAAAUGUUGAAUGCUUUGAGCUUUUUUGUUAUCUAAGUUUUAAGUGAAUUCUUCCCAGGGGUUUAUGUGGCAUUGUGAUCGGUAAGAGUGUCAGCCUUUCUAUCAGCCCUGCCCCAAGGAAGAAGAUGAGGGGUCUUGUCAACACUGAAUGUGUUUUCCUGCUCUCCUUUCUUUUAAAGUAGGAGCUUGCUGUAUAGUCCAGGCUGGCCUUAUUCACCGUCUCCCUGCUACUAACUGCCUUACUGCUGGGAUUACAGGCAAGAUGACAUAGCUCUUUACAAAAAUAAAAAACCACAUUUACUGGGGCAGAGGGGACCUUCCUUGGCAGGCAUAUGGGGUUGGGAGACAGUGGUUGGGGGUCCGUGUUCUCUUCCCACUACUGUUUGUCUUCAUCAAGCAUGGCUGACAGGUCAAGCACCUUGACCUGAUGAUCCAGUUCACCAGCCUGAUCUUCCUAACUCCUGAUUAAAGGUGUGCACCACCACUCCCAGUUGCCUGGGAUCCAGCCCAGAGCCUGUGUGUGUGCUAGGCAAGCGCCCUACUGACCACACUGCUUCCCCGGCCCUAGUGACAUGACUCUUGACCAAGUCAAGAGUCAUUAUGAUUUCUGAGUCAUAAAUGACUGUUUAUUCCAGUGCAGUGGCUCGUGCCCGGAAUCCUAGCACUUCGGAGGGAGGCUGGAGGAUCAGGACCAGCCUUGGUUACAUAGCAAGUUAAGUUAGCCUGAGCUACAUGAGAUCCUGCCUCAAAAAAAAAAAAAAAAAAGCUUAAGUAUUCCUUUAACUAUUAUAUUACUGGUAUCCUCCUGUAUUGAGGUAGCGCAACAAUUAUUUCUAGCCCAUAAAUACCCCAUUAAAGUAUGGAUUACUCCAUUUUCACUUUGUUGAGUAGGUAUUGUCUUUUUUUUUAAAAAAUAAAUGUCUAAGACAUAGAUGGUAAGCAAC
This is a messenger RNA of Chionomys nivalis (European snow vole), 4419 nucleotides long. It is a transcript of the gene Zcchc8, whose product is annotated as zinc finger CCHC-type containing 8. Gene Ontology annotation, molecular function: zinc ion binding; RNA binding. Lineage: Eukaryota; Metazoa; Chordata; Mammalia; Rodentia; Cricetidae. The transcript is spliced from 14 exons. The coding region runs from base 80 to 2209 and encodes 709 amino acids. The record is from RefSeq and is a predicted model, not a curated record. Gene Ontology annotation, cellular component: catalytic step 2 spliceosome.